CAUUUAUAUAUCAAUCUUGAUUUCUUCAAUUCCCAUUAAAAGAGAAGAGAAAUAUGUACGAAGAGGAGGAGGAAGAAAUAUUAUUGGCGGGAGAAAGAGAAAGAGGAAAAGGAUAUCUUGAAGAUGUGGUGCUUCAGUUUACCCGAGGCUCGUCAUCUUCUUCUUCUUCUUCUUCAUCAUCAUCAUCUUCCUCUUCAUCUCCAUCUUCAUCAAAGAGAUCAAGAAGGCUUCUUCCUGCAAAUUCAAAGCUGGAUCACCUGCAUUAUCAUCAUCAUCAAGUCCACCAGAAUAAUAAUAUCACACAAUAUUUUUGUAAUUCUUCUAUCUCCUCCUCGUCAUUCACAGUCACAGCAGCAGCUGGGGAUACACCUACGCAUGGAGAGAACCAGCAGCUAAUUAGCUGCUGCACAGACAUUAAACCCAUCUCCAUCUCCAUCUCCGCCUCCCCAUCUGCUUCUGCUUCUGCUGGGAUUGAAGUUGAGGAGAAGAGUAGGAAGAGGGUGAUGGGGAAGGUGGUGUGUCCAUUUGUCCUAGUGAAGCCCGGAGGAUUUGAAGGCGGCGAUGUGGGGACAUUAAAUGACAUCAAUGAGAGGAUCCACAUGGCACCUACACGGCCGGUGCGCCACCCCGUCAGGGACUUCGCCUCCCGGCCGUUGGUGGUGUCGCGGCAGGGGCCGGGGUUAUCGGGAAAGACUGUGGUGGCAUUCACAAGACUACACACGCCAGGAAAGGGAACCAUAACCAUUAUCAGGACAAGGGGUUGAUCUUCAUUCUUCAUUCUUCAUCAUGCAUGCAUGCCUCUAGGGCUAAUUGGAUUUGGGAAU
Messenger RNA from Andrographis paniculata, 824 nucleotides. Its product is annotated as protein MTL1-like. The record is from RefSeq and is a predicted model, not a curated record. Bases 54 to 764 code for a protein of 236 amino acids. The transcript has 3 exons. Gene Ontology annotation, biological process: female meiotic nuclear division; male meiotic nuclear division. Lineage: Eukaryota; Viridiplantae; Streptophyta; Magnoliopsida; Lamiales; Acanthaceae.